Messenger RNA from Mangifera indica (mango), 2471 nucleotides. RefSeq names its product protein VASCULAR ASSOCIATED DEATH 1, chloroplastic-like. Lineage: Eukaryota; Viridiplantae; Streptophyta; Magnoliopsida; Sapindales; Anacardiaceae. The transcript is spliced from 18 exons. Gene Ontology annotation, biological process: negative regulation of programmed cell death. The record is from RefSeq and is a predicted model, not a curated record. Bases 645 to 2276 code for a protein of 543 amino acids.
UGGGUGAUAUGCGGUCGGCCGUGAUUGUAAUUAUCUGCUUCUUAUAAUGAAUGCCACGUUUGUAUAAGUCAAGUCGACAUCUUUGUGUGUUUGAUUAAAAGUAGACUGAAAUUCGACUCAAAAUGAAAUGACGGUUCCGUUCUUUGUCCGUUACUGAAUCAACCAACUACCUCCCUUGUGAUUGACGCGUUACUUUCUUUUUCGCAUAACAACUACUCCAAUUCUGUUGUGAGAAACCCUAGAUAUUUCUUUUUACGGUCUAUGGAAGUGGUUUCAGCUACUGUAGAGGAGAGGAUCAACUUAUCUGGAGGUAUGGAUCCAUCUCCCUCCCGAUUAUCAUCUUCUGAUUUAGCCUCUGAAUCACCUUCUCCCGCCAAUAUUCCAUGCACCGCCGCGGAUUCACCUGAUCGCCACAAUCAGUUUAGUUCCUCGCCAAACCCAAAUAAAGACUCUGAAAUUCAGAAAAAGCAGAUAUUUUAUGAAAAUUGUGGACUCAUGUAUGGCACUUAUGCUUUUGUCUAUUGCAGUCUUCAUUGGCGUUAAGAAGUGAAGAGUAUCGGCAAUUGUUUCGUCUUCCACCUAACGAAGUUCUUGUUCAAGAUUUCAAUUGUGCAUUCCAAGAGAGCAUUCUUCUUCAGGGGCAUAUGUACCUGUUUGUCCAUUAUAUAUGCUUCUAUUCCAACAUAUUUGGAUUUGAGACAAAGAAAGUUAUCCCAUUCCAUGAAAUUACAAUUGUAAGACGAGCAAAGACAGCUGGGAUCUUUCCUAAUGCUAUAGAAAUUCUUGCUGGGGAGAGAAAGUAUUUCUUUGCAUCAUUUUUGUCACGGGAUGAAGCUUUCAAGCUCAUUAAUGAUGGAUGGGUACAACAUGGGAAUGGUUCACAAGGAAUCUCUGAGCAGCAGGAUUUAUCAUCUGAAACUAGUAGCCCAGAGAAUGGACCUGUUGUAAUUGAGAAGGUCAAUAGCUCUAAUCAUCAUAUUAAUAAGCAGAUUUCUAUCAGAAGGGAUGAGGAUGUUUCAGAUGAUUCCAAGCAAAUAUCUGAUGUUGAAAAUGAUCUAUCAACAACACAAUUGGAAAAACACGAUGACAAUGUGGAGCAAGAUGCUGAACCAGUUGUAAAUGUUGACGCUUCAUCUUCAACAAAGACUUUGUAUUGGAAGAUAGAGAAUUAUGAUGCACCUAAGAUACCAGAAUGUUUUACCAAGGUUGCUGAAACCAAGUUUCUGAUGAAGGUAGAGGAGUUCUUUUAUUUGUUUUUUUCGGAUGACGCUGUUAACUUUACUGAAUCUUUUCAUAGAAAAUGUGGAGAUAAAGAAUUUCGGUGCGCAUCAUGGAAACCACAUGAUGAAUUUGGGCAUGCCCGUGAUGUUUCAUUUCAACAUCCUAUAAAGAUAUACUUUGGUCCUAAAUUUGGCAGCUGCGCGGAGAUUCAGAAAUUUCGAGUUUACAAAAACAGUCACUUGGUUAUUGCGACAUCACAAGAAAUCAAUGAUGUACCUUAUGGAGAUUAUUUUUGUGUAGAGGGGCUUUGGGAUGUAGAAAGAUAUGGAAAUGAAUCGAAAGAAGGCUGCAUUUUGCGAGUUUAUGUAAAUGUGGCAUUUUCGAAGAAAACUGUUUGGAAAGGAAAAAUAGUGCAGUCUACUCUGGAAGAAUGUCGAGAAGCUUAUGAAGCAUGGAUAGGCAUGGCACAUGAUUUGUUGAAGCAGAAGAACCUUGAAAAACAGGAAGAUGUUGGUCCUACUGAUAGCAGUAUUCUGAAUGGUGAUGCCUAUUCUGAAAGGGAAGUGAAAACUGGGCAAUCCUUGGAAAGGUUAAGCAAUAUCAAUGACCAAAUACAGACAGUACCAACGUCAUAUGCCAUAGAUACUAACCAGCAAGUGGGCAAUCUCUUGCAAGGAAGCUGGAUUGGCGCUACUGCCGUGACAUCUUUGUUAAGAGAAUCAAUGACAAAAUUCUGUGCAUUUCUGAGGAGGCAAAACCCUGUUUCAUUGAUCUUAGUCAUUGCUUUUGCUGUGAUCAUCCUGAUGCAGGUGAGCAUAGUUGUGCUAUUAAAUAGACCCCAAUAUAUUCAUGUGGCAUCUCCAUCAGAAUAUCUGGGUGUUAUGGGUGGUGGUUGGAGAGGAGAAAGAUCAGCUGAAACCACAGCCUGGUUGGAAAAACGGAUGCACCAUCUUAAGGAUGAGAUGCUUAUGGUUGAGGCUUGGCUGGAGAGGAUGGGGCGUGAAUAUGCAUUUUUGAAAGCUCAAUUUAAAGACCUCGGGCAUCUUCAUAGGUAGUAGUCAAUAACUGUUUCUUGUUACAGAACAAGGAAAAAAAAUUCUAUAUUGUAUAUUUUUGUAGUUCUAUACCGUGCGUGUAUAUGUGUAAUUUAUAUGUUUGGUUCAUUACUACGAAACAAAUUUUGAUCAUACUAGUGGGUCAAUUGGGUGUUUACUUUCGUGAAUAAAAAAAAAAAAAAUUGGGAAAAACAA